AUGGGUUCAGUGUCGGUGCAGAAGCGGUGGCGGAAGGCGUGCGGCGCCAUCAAGGACUCCGCCACCGUGGGGAUCGCCAAGGUGAACAGCGGCGGCGGACGCGAGCGCAAGGACCUCGACGUCGCCGUGGUCAAGGCCACCACCCACGUCGAGCGACCGCCCAAGGAGCGUCACGUCGCCGCGAUCUUCGCCGCCACGUCCUCCUCCCGCCCGCUCACCGACGUCUCCUACUGCGUCCAUGCGCUCGCCAAGCGCCUCUCCAAGACGCGUAACUGGGUGGUCGCUCUGAAGACGCUGAUCGUGAUCCACAGGACGCUGCGCGAAGGCGACGCGGCGUUCAGGGAGGAGCUGCUCGGCUACCGGCGCAACGGCCACGCCCUGCGGAUGUCCAACUUCAAGGACGACUCCAGCCCACAAGCAUGGGACUGCUCUGCGUGGGUGCGCACGUACGCGCUGUAUCUCGAGGAGCGGCUUGAGUGCUUCAGAGUCCUCAGAUACGACAUCGAGUCCGAGCGACUGAGACCUGCAGAGGGAGACCCCAGGGGGCAGAGCAGAACAAGGACCUUAGGCCAGGACGAUCUCUUGGAGCAGCUUCCUGCACUGCAGCAGCUGCUCUUCCGGCUUGUCAGCUGUCAGGUGUUGAAGGAAAGCUUCAAGGUCUACUGUGCACUCAAUGACGGGAUCAUUAACCUUGUGGAUUUGUUCUUUGAUAUGACAAAACUUGAUGCUAUCAAAGCUCUGGACAUCUAUAGAAGGACAGGAAAUCUGCCACCACCAUCAUUUCUUGGAACAAUGGAGGAGUACAUCAGAGAAGACCCUAGAACUGCACCUCUUCCAAAUGAGACCAUAGAGUACCAGCAGCUAGAUUUCGUAAUUCGUUACGAAAAAGAACAAACCCCUGAACUGACGUUCGAGGCGUUUGAAGAACCUGUUGCAGAGGAAGCUCCUCCUGAGCAUGAAGAACCUGCUCAGUUUGCAGAUGAUGACAGCGACGAUGAGCCUGAAACUCCGACUGCUACUGCCGAUUUGCUGGGCCUGCAUGAAGUAAACCCUGCUGCUGCUGCACUUGAAGAGAGCAAUGCACUGGCUCUUGCCAUAGUACCACCAGGCAAGCUUCAAGCACCAUUUUCCGCACCUGAUUGCUGUGGUUCCAGCAACGCGUCUGCAAUCGGUUUGAGUGAGAUAACAGGAUCGUCAGGCUGGGAGCUAGCUCUGGUCACAGCCCAGCCCAGCAGCAGCAACCAGCUGGCAGAGAGCAAGCUGGCUGGGGGCUUCGACAGGCUUCUGCUGGAUAGCUUGUACGAGGACGGCGCAAGGAGGCAGCAGCAGGCAACCAUGAAUGCCGCCUAUGGAAAUGGGCACGCCUCUGAUCAGCAGAACGAUCCGUUCGCGAUGUCCAACGGCGUGGCGCCGCCGACCGGCGUGCAGAUGUCGAUGAUAGCGCGGCAGCAGCAAGCCAUGUUUGGGAUGCCGCAGCAGUUACAGUUUCAGCCUCAGUAUGGCGCCGCCGCUGUGUCUCAGUUCAACCCUUUCGGCGACGCCUACUCCGUUGCACUGUCAUCCCAGGGUGCCCCUCUGCAUGGGAGCGGCGGCAGCUUGAUCUGA
Messenger RNA from Miscanthus lutarioriparius, 1605 nucleotides. The record is from the annotation of a GenBank genome assembly. Lineage: Eukaryota; Viridiplantae; Streptophyta; Magnoliopsida; Poales; Poaceae.